AGGUUAAAUGGGCCUUAUGUCAAAGUGAAAACAAAGAAACUAUUUGUUAAUCCAGCAAAAUAAGAAGUAAAAAAUCUUGCAAAGAUGUUGAACAUGACCCGCAACACCCAUAAGAGGUGUUUUCCAUACAGACCACACGAUUAUAUGUACGAUCCAAUAUUUACUGUUUCUGGACCAGUUGAUCACUACAAAGCUGCUAUCGUCGCGAAAAUGUCCUCAGUCAAAUUUCAAAUAUGUCCAAUUUUUCCCAACAUGUUUUCGGACUUGCCCAACCAUCCCAGGGUUCAGUUGGUGCAGCGUCGUCAGAAACAAGUCCAAUCCUACAGGGAAAGGGAGGAAGCAUCCCGAAAAUCCGAUGCGGCAGUCAGGAAAAGCGUGGAUGUUCGCGGGGUGGACAGGGCAAAGUUUUUCUGCCCUAUAAUCAACUUGCCCCCCGAGAACUUUAAGGAUGUAAGUGACACUAUGCCUCAUUUUACCAUAGAGCCAGUUAUAAGGCGGUUUGAGAGUGCCAGACGAUCGGAGAAAAAUUUGGAAGGUGAAGUGAUAAUCACGAAGGACAUGGAAGUCCAAACGAUGUAUAGGGAAUCAGAAGCUCAAACUCAGCCGUGGGAACCGCCCUAUAAAGUUAUAGGAGAGGGCGAUCCGGAAAUUUUGAAAUUGGAUUUCUUAAAAUGGGGAAGCGGACUGCCCAGUGGUAUGCACGAAAUUUGGUUAAUAGAGAGAGCAAGAAUGAAAAGAGCAUGGGAGAAGACGGUCCAACCAGGCAUAAACGACGAAAAUUCUUUGCAAAAAUUUAGAGACUACAUAGAGGCACUGGAAAGGGACGAGUGGGCUUUCAGAGAAAAGGAAAUCAAAGAAAUUCAAGAACUUCGGUUGCACCUGUUGGAGGAAAUGCUUGCCGAAAUUCAUGAAAAAUCGCACUCCAGAAACGAUGAGAAGUUGAUGAAAAUUAUCGAGCGCAAACAAAAGGAAAAAGAAGAAAAACUUAGAAAAAUUAGACAUAAAGCCGCUAGAGAAUUGCGCAAAUUAGAACUAGAAGAAAAAGGAGUAAGCCGAAGGUACAAGUCUUGCGACAUUAUCGAGGAGCACGCUUCCAAAAAAUCAGAACUGUACGGCCCGAUGAUACGACACGGCGAGCACCCGAAACGUUGGCAUUUCGUCAUCGACGAAAAACUAAAGAAAUACAAGGAACAAUUUAUUGGAGUGGAACAUUUCAGCACCUUACCCAGAUGGUUACAUCAAGCCACAGAUCUAAAAGGCCUAGAAAGAUCCACACCUCAAUCCAAAGUACCUCAGCUCUGUAUUAGGGAAACGAAAUGGACUGCCCCUGUGCUUAAGCAACUUCACGAAGAACUACAAAAUUUGCGUAAAGAAACACAAAGGGAGCCUUGUUAUUUGAGGAUAAGGAACCAGAAGCCGGUGCAGGAAGUACCCACUCCCGAGGUGGAGGGAGUCGAUGUGGUUCAAGAAGACCAGUACCAAGCCAUAGUGUUUUUGCAGAGUCUCAUCAAAGGCAGAGCCAUACAAAUGAUGGUAUACGAAGGUAGGGAUACUUGCAAGGAACUCAUUCUCGAACUGAAGAACUCCAUAGGCCUUUUGAAGAAAGACAAAGAGCUACGAUCGAAAGAUAAAGUAAAAGUUCGGGCUCAACAAAGAGAAGAAACAAUUCAAAGUGUGAUGGUGUCUCGCUUGCAAGGGACCUUAGGAAAACUUCAAGGACAGGUCGUAGGCUCACUUCUGGAUUUCCUCAACAAGGAAUUGAGGAGGCUGUUGGAGGAAAGAAAGGCACACGCGAUGUGCUGGAUCAACGAGAGGGAGCGCAAUAUACGGGAGGCAGCGGAAGCUGGUAGAAGACAGAAGGAAAUUAGGAGAAGAAAGGAACACGAUGAGAUAUUCAGACAAUUAGUGAAAGUCACCCAGGAAUCGGUGGAUUUAUACUUGCAAGAUAUCAUCACAGAAGGAAUCGAAUUUGCUUCUACCGAAGAAGCGAAAGAUUAUGUCUUAAAUCUAGCGGAGAAGGUAGAAAAGGAAGUUAACAUGAUUGAUAAGAUAUAUGCCAUGAAAGGAGUGGGCGCGCAGGAAGAACUGAUUUCGGAUUUGGUCCAUCAUUUUGUUUUGCCAGAAGUUGAAAAGCAGACGAUCAGAAAGAAUAUGGCUGAUAAGCAGAGACAAAACUUGAAAUCCAUACACGAGGCUGUAUAUUCUCAAUUUGAAGGUUUGCCUAAAGUGGGAAAGGAUACCUCAUUCAGCGUCAAUUCAUCUUUACCAACAGUGGAUGGUGUUCGCUACAGUAUUAGUAUGGGCUAUGCUGACUCUAUACCACAUGGAACAGUUGACUCAUCUUUGAAACCAAAUGCAUCAGUAGAACAUCAAAACAUUGUAUCUGACGAACAAGAGCACAUUGAUCCUGAUAUGAUAGAGAAAUAUCUGAACAUGUUAGCUGCUCAAGACCAAACUCAGGACGAGACACAGAUUCAAGAAAUAUAUAUGAACUAUCCAGGUUAUACUCGUUAUAAUACUUUUCAAAAUGACUUGGAUACCAUACCAGAAACUGAGCAUGAAACUUCUACAAAUAUUACAUCAACUGAUUCUACCAGCGAGACUCCACUAUAUCCAUCUGGUGUUGAAGAGUAGUACUUUAUUUAAUUAACUAAUUAAAAAUACAAUAUAAUAAAAUAAAA
Messenger RNA from Sitophilus oryzae (rice weevil), 2681 nucleotides. Its product is annotated as cilia- and flagella-associated protein 91-like. The record is from RefSeq and is a predicted model, not a curated record. The transcript has 15 exons. Lineage: Eukaryota; Metazoa; Arthropoda; Insecta; Coleoptera; Curculionidae. The coding region runs from base 85 to 2634 and encodes 849 amino acids.